AUGGCGGAGCCGGUGAAGGGGCGAGGGGCGGCCCCGGCCGGGAAGGCGCUGAGCGCCGAGCAGGUCGUGUCCCGUUUUAACCGGCUCCGGCAGGACCAGCGCGGUUUGGCCUCCAAAGCAGCUGAGCUGGAGCUGGAGCUCAACGAGCACAGGUGGGCCAAGGGCCGGGAGCUCUCGGAAUUCCGGGAACGUCACAACAUCCGACUGCUGGGGGAGGAGGAGCCCAAAGCCCCGGCCCGGGAGGGGCCCGAGGGGGGCAAGGGGGGCCCCGGGGGGGUCUUGGUGUCCUGA
Sturnus vulgaris (Common starling) is the source of this 291-nucleotide messenger RNA. Lineage: Eukaryota; Metazoa; Chordata; Aves; Passeriformes; Sturnidae. The record is from RefSeq and is a predicted model, not a curated record.